AGCAACAUCCGACAUAAUUGUUAAUUCAUAGUUAAUAAUUACUAUUGAUUACUCCUGUAAGACCUGUAUUCCUUCAAUUAUUCUUAAAAAGGUGAACAUUAGCGUGUUUGUGCGGCACAAACAGAAAAUUUAAUUGGAAAACACAAAAUUACGAUCUUAGAAGUGCAGAAAAUUUUUUAAGAAGCAAAAUCUUUGGUGAAAAAGAAAAAAAAAGAGAAAAGCAAAAAUGAAAAUCAGUGUGUUAAAUCUUCAACUCCUUAAACCAGAUGAUAAUUAAUUUUAUUUAAAAAAAAAAAUAAGAAAAGAAAAACGCAAACAAAGUUUGUAACCCUGUGAACCCCACAUAAGAGUGAAAAAUUUCAAUUUAAAAGCGUGUAAAUGAUUUUAACAAUUUUUCUUUAAUUUAUUCGUGUUUUUUAUUUUGUUAUAUUUAUUUUUUUUAACUCUACUUCGGGUUGUAUACGUUCGCAAAUAUGAAAUAUGUGAAAUAAUUAAAAAAUUAUAAAAAAAAAAACGAGAUCGUAAAUUACUCAAAUUAUAAUUGAAUAUUUUUAAUUUAUUUUUUUUUUCACUUUUCAAUAUUCAUUUUUCAAAAAAAUAAUAAAAAAUAAACAAACAAUAAAUGUAAUUGAAAUUAAUUAAUAAAUAUUAAUAAAAAAUUAAAAUUAAAUUUAAAAUUUAUUAUAGAAAAUAAUUAAAAAAAAAAAAUAUUUUUUUUUUUAAAAAUCAAUCAAAAUUAAAACCAAAAAAAGAAAAUUAGUUUGCAUGACAGAUUACUCGCAACCAGAUUUAGAAUCCGAUUUUUUGCCUUAUAAAAACGUCAAACUGGCGGCUACCGUAGCAAUGAAUACAUCCUAUCAUCCGUAUUCGGAUAUAUCACCAACACAUCCGCCUAGUCCAGAUAAUAAUAAUUAUCCGCCAUUAUCAGCGGGUGGUUAUCAUAAUGGACAUAUUGGUGUACAUACACCACAAAUGACACAAAUGCCAGAUGAUGUAUCACCAGAAUAUCAUCAUCAAAAUCAUCAUAGUAAUCAUCAUCAUCCACAUCAUCAAUUGAAUAAUAAUAAUAAUAGUCCAAUUAAACAUUGUGCAGGCUGUGGUGAGAAAAUAUCGGAUCGGUUUUUAUUGCACGCCUUAGAUAGAUAUUGGCACAAUUCGUGUCUUAAAUGUAAUUGUUGUGGUGCAAUGUUAGCUGAUAUGGGAACCAGUUGUUAUACUAGACGUGGACUUAUAUUGUGCAAAAAGGAUUAUUCAAGUAUGUUUGGAUGCUCUGGCACAUGUUCAGGUUGUGGUCAAACAAUUCCUCCAAAUGAAUUGGUGGCCAAAGCGGUGUCACCAUUAAAUCAACAAACAACGAAUCUAGAUAACCAAAAAAGUAGUCAAAGCAAUUUAUUAGUAUUUCAUUUGAAAUGCUUUUUGUGUACGAAAUGUGGAGCACAUCUAAGACCUGGUGAUAGAUAUACAAUGCUAGCUGGUAGUCUUGUAUGUGAACAAGAUUGGCAUAAAAUAAUUAAAAAUAAUCCUGGUAAUGGUGGUGCUGUAGGCGGUGGCCCUGGUGGUGCAAGUGGUAGUACAACAACAACAAAUGGAACAACUGCAGCUGUUAGAAAAGGGAAAGUAGGACGGCCUAGACGUACAAAAGAGUGAAUGUUAUUAUUAUUAUCAUUAUUAUUAUUAUUCUUAUUAUUAUUAUUAAUAGUUGAUAGAAUACUUACAAAAAAAAAAGAAAGAGAAAACAAAAAAAUAAAUUUAUUAAUAUAAAUAUUUCAAAUUAAAAAUCACACACACACAUACACACAUUUAAAGUAAAUAAUAAUUAUAAAAAUAAAAAAUUGAAAAAAUGAAAUACAUAAAAUGAAAACAACGACAAAAUAAAUGAAUAAAAAAUAAUUUUAAUACGCAACACAUUAAAAAAAAAAAAAAAUUAAAUAUGAAAAAAAAAAAGUGAAUUAAAUUAUAAUGGUCAGGAAAUCUGUGAUGUUGUUUGUCCUGAGCCUCCUAUUUAAUAUUUAUAUAUGUAUGUAUGUAAUAAUAUUAAUAUAAUAAAUACAAAGAUUAUUCUAUACAAUUAUUAUAUACACAUAAAAUAUGAUUGCAUAUUAAUAAAAGAAAAUAGAACAAAUAAAAUUUUUUCCAAAACAAAAGAAAAGUAAAAAAAAUAAAAACCAAACACAAAAAAAAACACACACACUCUCAUAUUUUUAAUU
Condylostylus longicornis is the source of this 2207-nucleotide messenger RNA. Its product is annotated as LIM/homeobox protein Lhx9. The coding region runs from base 766 to 1647 and encodes 293 amino acids. The transcript is spliced from 5 exons. Lineage: Eukaryota; Metazoa; Arthropoda; Insecta; Diptera; Dolichopodidae. The record is from RefSeq and is a predicted model, not a curated record.